Messenger RNA from Aspergillus clavatus NRRL 1, 3663 nucleotides. Its product is annotated as putative C2H2 finger domain protein. The coding region runs from base 1 to 3663 and encodes 1220 amino acids. Lineage: Eukaryota; Fungi; Ascomycota; Eurotiomycetes; Eurotiales; Aspergillaceae. The transcript has a single exon. The record is from RefSeq and is a predicted model, not a curated record.
AUGUCGACAUUAUCUCCCCAGCUGGUUGGCAGUGAUUCCCCGACCAACAUGGCUUUCCCUCACUCCAAUUUUUCCGAUCCUUAUCUAUCCGCACCGAUAGACCCUGAGCAGGCUGCCUUCAAGUCGUCGGGUAUCAGAUUGACCCCGGAGCCGACCCAACAGGACCUGCGCGAGCUGUCAACGUCUCCUCUCAACCACGGCGGGAACAACGAUUCCGCACGGGGCGCGGAUACCGCCUCCUUCCAUACGACAGGUUACACCACUUCCUAUUCGGAUUUCCUGAGCCCGGUGGACGAUCUGUCGAGCGAUCUGAGUGCUCAUGCAUCGCCCAAAGGCGAAAUCACCACCACCACAGGAGGUGUGAGCAUGGAGCUGCAUCCCGAGUUCAGUGGAUGGCGGCAAGAUAUCGUCGCAUCACAUCUGUUGCACGCUCCCCUUGACGAGCAGUCCGUGGCAAUGGAUGUCCCAAAUCUUGCACAGCCUCAUCUCCUGACUCCGGAUCGAUCGAACAAUCCGAGCCCGGAUUCGGUUCAAGACAAUGGUGGAGAGCAGAGCGGCCCAAACGCGACGCGACAUCCUGCACAGAUGCUUACUGUGGUGACGACUUCUCUGAAAGACACCCUGGGUGUAUCUCCCGUGUCCGGAAUGACGAGGAUUAGGAGUCCAAUUGUCAUGGUGGAGAGCUACUCACGCGGCGAUUCUCCCGUGAGAGAAACAUUCGCAACAGCGCGACGGCCAAGCCAGUCCUCUACACAUCUUUCGCCGGGCGGCGGCUCGGAAGAUGGAGACGUCGAGGGCACGUGGCACACAUCUACCUAUUCGGUUCCACGGGCAGAUGAUGGUUCUUGGCUUCGCAACGGAACUACAGGUCACGCCGGUGUUGACCCUGCUGCCCGAGAUGAUACGUACAUCCUCAGUCCAAAUGAGGUGGAGUCACAGCGACGGCUGGAAGAGAAGAAGGCAGAUAUUCGUGCCUGGUCUGCUUCGGUCAGUGUGGCUAAUAGCGAAGCUGGUGAUGAUGCCCCUCACCCUCGAGGUCGCAAGAUCCCGGUAGGUAACCGUCGCCGGGCGAGGAGCGCCGGAGACCCUGCCCCGCAGCAGGAUUUCUUCAACUUGCAGUUCGCAACCCAGCAGCCUGAGCUCCCGGGACCUGGCGCAUUGCUUCACGUAAGCAGCGACGACGGGCUCAGCGAUAACGAAUCCGACACCGAUGCCAGCCGAUCGGAGUCACCCGCAGCGAGUGUAAACGAAGCCAAAUGGGCUGAUGGGGAUCUCGCAAGUUUACCGUCAAAUGGCCAGCACAAGCUUGAGGAUAAAGAGCCUGCAGCUCAUCAAUUCCUCGCUACUCGCCCAUGGCAGGAUCCAGUGCAUGAUCCCACUCCAAGCUCCGCUCAAACGCAGCCUCCGAGCUCGAAUGCGGCCAUCGCAGAAUAUCAACGACGCGCUCGAGAACUGGAUGAGUUGUCGCGGUAUGCCACCUGGGGCACAAGACCUAUCAGUGAGGUGGAUGUGAACAGUAUCAUCGGGGCAGGCGGAUCUUUUGCCAAGAUGUCUAUCAGCAAAGACUCGAGCCAACGGCACACAAGGCGAAGUAGCCUCAGAAAGUUUUUCGAGCGAAAACCAUCGAUCAGUGGUCUCAAGAGGCCGUUGUCAGAACUGACCAUCAGUCAACCAAACAAUCAAAGCCCCACACACGAGGAAGGCAUUAAGAACCCACCCCAGAGAAAGGACAGCUUUCCCCCCCGAAAACUCAGCCUGGGAAGAAGCCCCAAGUCCCCCAGUCUCAGCACAGGCGGGGCUGUCAUUGCAAUUGCCGGCCAGAUGGCUGCCAUUGGAGGUCGUGAUCCAUUGAAUGCAGUAUCACCGCGCUCGACAUCCAGUCCGUGGACCAGACUCAAUCGAGGGCGAAGCCGUAGCGAAAUCACACGGGCCCCUGCGCCCGGUCUGAUAGACUUGAUGACGAGUCACGGGGGUCCGCCUGUUCCAAAUAUUGCAUACUCCCGAGCCAUUACCUCUAACAACCGUGGGAUCCAGCCGGUGGCAUCCCGACCGCAGAACGACACAAGGGAUGAUGAAGAUGACGAUGAUGACAUGGCCGAUGAAAAAGGAUUGAUGAUGGACUUUCCGGUCCUCACCCGUCUGCCCGUGCCUACAAUGGAAGGGUUCAAGACUCAAAUCUCGCAAUUGAAUCCUCGUCUGCAGCCGGCAUUGAUCGAUCGUCUCGCCAAUGAGCAGGUUCGACGCUAUAAGAAGUUGGUCGAGAGCAAGGCCAACCAUGCUCGUGCCGUGGGCAAAAACAAAUGCUCCGCUGGUAAAUUUUGCUUCUCACAAGGCGGCGAGGCUGCCAUGUUGCCUCCGCGUACUGUUGCCAAUGACCCCGAUGGCGCGUACACCCAAUUCCAGAUUACGGGUCACGACGGAGAAGAUGAAGAACCCCCUGCGCUGGGGGAAAAUGCCGUGACCGCGGCUCAAUUCCCCCAAGGGGUCCCAUUACCGCCAGUCAAGCGGCUUCCAGCCGAAUUCGAGUGCUCAAUCUGUUUCAAAGUCAAGAAAUUCCAGAAGCCAUCCGAUUGGACCAAGCACGUCCAUGAAGAUGUGCAGCCGUUCACUUGCACGUUUCCCCACUGCAACGAACCCAAGUCCUUCAAGAGAAAGGCAGAUUGGGUCAGACAUGAGAACGAACGGCAUAGGAAGCUGGAAUGGUGGACCUGCAAUGUUCCUGAUUGCCACCAUACGUGUUACCGUAAGGAUAAUUUUGUGCAGCAUCUUGUCCGAGAGCAUAAGAUGCCUGAGCCCAAGACCAAGAAGGCCAAAUCCAAAUCUGGAGGGGCCAGGAGUCAACAAAAUGCGCUCGUAUCUGGCACAGGGGAGGAAAGUUUGUGGGAUCUCGUGGACAAGUGCCAUCACGACACUACCAAAGGGCCCAUGGAGGAACCCUGCCGGUUCUGUGGCAACGUCUGCAGCAGCUGGAAGAAACUGACAGUCCACUUGGCCAAGCACAUGGAGCAGAUUGCCAUGCCUAUCCUAGCGCUUGUACAGGAGAGAGAGCUUUCUUCCAGCACCGAUGCCGGGCUCGCUCCCAAAGCCGUCUCAUACCCUGGUGGCUCAGUCGCCAAAGGAGUCGCUGCUUUUGCACCUGCGCUGGAAGGGGUCAGGACUGAAUCGGACAUGUCAAUAGGCUUCACGCAGGCACCAUACACCAGCAGCGAGGUCGAAAGGCCCGAAAGCUUUGGAGCGCCGUUGCACCCAACAUACCCACCCGCAUCCACAUCCACCACCUUACAGGGAGAGUACCUGUCGGCGGAACCCGAGUCGAUGAUUGACAGCACUAUGAGCUCCCCAUAUGGAUCCCGGGGCGAUAUCCCGGGGCAGUUAGGGGUGAACCCACCGCAAUUCAUGCCUGUGCAUCAGAACUCAGUAACCUACCCGCCCCCUUUCAACGCUGGACCCCGAUCUAGGCUGUCCGCCCAGGAUCUAAGCGUGUUACAGAAUCCGUAUCACUUUUCCGCAUCACCCACGGAGAUGCACGCGACAUAUGAUCCUCAGGGCAUCGUUCACAUGUCACCCUCCUCUGUGGAGCCUGACCAUACCUAUCAGGGGCGUAUUGGCCAAGCCACAUCGUAUUCGUACGAUCCUUCCGUGCGCUACUCCCACCAGUUCUAA